AUGGCCAGCACCGACCCCACACCCGCCAGCGUCGCGACCCCUGACCAGAAUCGGACGGCAGCGCCCGCCGCCCCCUCCAAGUCGUCGUUGAAAAAGGCGGAAAAGGAAGCUUCCCUGGCUGCCAAAAAGGCGCUCAAGAAAGUCGCCGGUCUCGCACCCCCCGCCGCGGCAGGUCAGGGCAAGAAGAAGGAGGUCAAGGUUAAGGAGGCAGCUCCCGAAGAACCUCCUUUCAUCGAAGUGCCCGAGGGUCACAUCAAGGGUGCGUUCGCAUAGAGACUUGUACCGGAGCAAAGCGCUCCGAAAGCUGAACCUCCGACUCGCCAGACCUGACGAACCCCAUGGCAGCGGGCUACAACCCCGUCGACGUCGAAAAGUCGUGGUACUCGUGGUGGCAGAAAUCCAACUACUUCGUGCCCGCAUUGCCGUCCAAGAACCCGACCGAGCACUCCCACUUUGACCCCAAUCCCGACUUUUUGCCCCGUGACGAGAACGGCCAGAUCGACUUUGACCGCUUGGACAAGGACAGGACGUUCGUCAUCCCCAUGCCGCCACCCAACGUCACCGGUAGCUUGCACAUUGGUCAUGCUCUGGGUUGCUCGCUCCAGGACAUUCUCAUCCGAUGGUCAGUCCGGCGAAUCACGUUGCCUUCGUCGAGGCAAAGCUGAUCGAGUCGGCUUUGAUGGAUGCAGGCACCGAAUGAAGGGUUACACGACCUUGUUCGUCCCCGGCUACGAUCACGCCUCCAUCUCGACCCAAUCCGUCGUCGAGAAGCGGCUGGCCAAACUCGAAGGCUUGACCCGCCAUGACCUCGGCCGCGAAGAGUUCCUCAAGCGCUGCAUGGCCUGGAAGGAAGAGUACCAGCGACGCAUCACCAAGCAAAUCUGUCGACUCGGCGUAUCGUGCGAUUGGGAUCGCGUCGCCUUCACCAUGGACCCCGCUCUGUCCAAGGCUGUGGCUGAGACGUUCGUCAGGCUGCAGGAGGAGGGCAUCAUCUACCGUGCGAACCGAUUGGUCAACUGGUGUGUGCAGAUGAACACGACGCUCAGUGCGCUCGAGGUAUGUCCCAUAUGACCUCGGAACAGAGCUCAAGCCCUGACCCAUGACUCACAAUGCCUCGUAGGUCGACCAAAAAGUCUUGACGGGUCGCACUCUGCUCAACGUCCCCGGCUACCCCACCAGCGAACGGUUCGAGUUCGGUGUCAUCACCAGCUUCGCGUACACUCUCGAAGGCUCGGACGAGAAGCUCAUCAUCGCAACGACCCGUCCCGAGACGAUGCUCGGUGACACCGCCAUCGCCGUGCACCCCGACGACCCGCGCUACAGCCACCUCCACGGCAAAUUCGCCAAACACCCUUUCCUCGACCGACGCAUCCCCAUCGUCACCGAUGCGAUUGCCGUCGAUAUGGAGUUCGGGACCGGUGCGGUCAAGAUCACGCCCGCGCACGACCCCAACGAUUUCGAGGUCGGCAAACGCCAUGACCUCGAGUUCAUCAAUAUCCUCAACGACGAUGGCACGCUCAACGCCAAUGCCGGUCCCGAAUUCGGAGGCAUGAAGCGCUUCCACGCGCGUAACGCGGUGAUUGAGAAGCUCAAGCAGAUGGAUCUGUACGUCGGCGCGGCCGACAACCCCAUGUCAAUCCCCGUCUGCUCCAAGUCGGGCGACAUUAUCGAGUCCGUCAUGAAGCCGCAAUGGUGGGUCAGUUCCAAGACCUUGGCCGACGAGGCGAUCAAGCGCACCCGCGCUGGGGAGCUCUUGAUCCGACCCCAAAACUCGGAGAACGAGUGGUACCGCUGGCUCGAGACGAUUCAGGACUGGUGCAUCUCGCGUCAAUUGUGGUGGGGUCAUCGUAUCCCCGCUUACUUUGUCAACAUCGAGGGCAAGGAGCAGGAUCGGUUGAGUAGCGAGUCGUGGGUUGCGGCCAAGACCGUGGAGGAGGCGCAACAGAAGGCCGAGAAGAGGUUUCCGGGAGAGAAGUUCGUGCUCGAGCAGGACGAGGAUGUGCUCGAUACGUGGUUCUCGUCGGGUCUGUGGCCCUUCUCCAUCCAGGGCUGGCCCGAUCAGGUGAGUUUCGUCUUCGCGGGUGGGCAAACUCUCGAGUAUAGGUCAUAAUCCCACAAAUCCUUUCCUCUACGUCAGACUCAAGACUUGAAGGCGUUCUACCCUUCCCACUUGCUCGAAACCGGCUGGGACAUCCUCUUCUUCUGGGUCGCGCGCAUGGUCAUGCUCGGCAUCAAGCUGACUGGUCAAAUGCCCUUCAACGAGGUAUUCUGCCACGCCAUGAUCCGCGACGCCCACGGACGCAAAAUGUCAAAAUCGCUCGGCAACGUCAUUGACCCUAUCGACGUUAUCGAAGGCGCUUCGCUCGAUGCGCUCCAUGCCCAAUUGAGAAUCGGCAAUUUGGUUGAGAAGGAGAUUGUGGUCGCUGAGAAAGGGCAGAAGAAGGAUUUCCCUAAUGGGAUCCCGCAGUGCGGUACGGACGCGUUGCGUUUCGCUAUGGCCAACUACUCCGCCGGUGGGAGGGAUAUCAACCUCGAGAUCUUGCGCGUCGAAGGAUACCGCAAGGUGAGUGGUAGUCAGAGCGAAAGCUCCCGAUAGCAAUGCCAUGCUGAUCCCGCCCCUCGUUUGUCUCCGCAGUUCUGCAACAAGCUCUGGAACGCGACCAAAUUCGCCCUCACCAAAUUCGAAGAAGGUUACGUCCCUCCCGCAUCGGAGAAGCCGACGGGGCGCGAAUCGCUCGUCGAAAAGUGGAUCCUCCAAAAGUUGAACCGCGCUACAGCGUCGGUCAACCCCACCUUGACCGAACGUCAUUUCAUGAAGGCGACCGAGGACAUGUACAGCUUUUGGUUGUACGAAAUCUGCGAUGUCUACAUCGAGGCGAUUAAGGAUAUGACCGCCGUCGACGCACCGCAGGAGGCCCGUCGUUCGGCCCAGGAUACGUUGUUCACCGUGUUGGACAAUGGAUUGAGGUUGUUGCACCCCGUCAUGCCUUUCGUCACAGAGGAGCUGUGGCACCGCUUGCCGACACGACCAGGGAACGAGACCCAGUCGAUCUCGCUCGCUCGAUACCCCGAACCCGUGAGUGAUCCCAAAUCCGUGCAUGCUGUCUGGGUUGUGCACAUAAGAGAUUGUACUGAUUCUGACGGUAUCGUUUGCUAAACAGGCGGCUCACUUUGAGUUUGAGCAAGCCGAGAAGGACUUUGACCUGGCCUUCGCCGCGAUCCGCGCGACGCGAUCGAUCGCAGUCUCGUACAACAUCAACUCCAAGCUGCAAAGUCAGUAGUGCCCGUUCAGCUAUACCUCGAAGUGCAUGUGCUGACCAUCUUCCGGCGUGCUACUUGGCAGUCAUCUUCAACGUCCGCGACAACGCCGCGCUCGCGUCGACACUGCAAGCCUCGGCGAAGGCUUUGCGACCUUUGAUCAAGGGCUGCGAGCAACUCACAAUUGUCGACAACGAGGCCGAUAUCCCCGAAGGAUGCGUCGGUGAACUCGUUUCUCCUGAAUUGGCGACGAACGUCAUGCUCAAGGUGAGCCUCACUUUGCAAGAAUUUCUGUGACUUGGGCCGAGCGCGCGCCGGGGAAAGCUGAUUCGCGUUUUCCCCCCAUCUCCAAAAUCCCAGGGUGUGGUCAAUUUUGAGCAAGAGAUUGCCAAGGCUGAGAAGAAGAAGGCCUUCCAAGAGCAGGCAGCGCAAAAGAUCCGGGAUGGCAUGGCCGCUCCGGGGUACGAGGAGAAGAAGCCGCAGCACGUCCGGGACAAGGAGGCACAAAAGGUCCGUACUUUGCAGGGUCCUUGUCACUAUCAGCUUUCGGAUCGAGUUUCGGUGCUGAUUCGUUCUCAUCGUGGUGUCCUUCUGCAGCUGAGCGAACUGGCCGUCGAGAUUGAAGCCAUAACAAAGUCGAUCGAGGGCUUCCUCAAACUCAAGGAUUAA
This is a messenger RNA of Microbotryum saponariae, 3927 nucleotides long. The record is from the annotation of a GenBank genome assembly. Lineage: Eukaryota; Fungi; Basidiomycota; Microbotryomycetes; Microbotryales; Microbotryaceae.